Molecule: messenger RNA, 1134 nt
Organism: Bathycoccus prasinos
Lineage: Eukaryota; Viridiplantae; Chlorophyta; Mamiellophyceae; Mamiellales; Bathycoccaceae
Exons: 1
Coding region: 1-1134 (377 amino acids)
Molecular function (GO): transferase activity, transferring alkyl or aryl (other than methyl) groups
Source: RefSeq, a predicted model, not a curated record
AUGCGCUCGUUCUUUGUCUUUGUCUUCUUUCUCGUCGCGUUGCUCAUCGGAAAGUCUCUCCUUCUUUUUAUUGUCGCGCGUAGGAAUGGAAAAGAAGACGAACGUGAAGACGAGAAGAACGAGUACACUACGAAAGGAAAAGCGCCCACGAAACCUCCAAAGUGCGUCGCUUUCGCGUUCGGUGCGGACGUUUUGGUGUCGUCGCGUGCGUCGUUUUCGUUAUUCUCAUUCUUUCGGGGUGGUUUCUCGACAGAAAGAGAUGAUGAUAAAAAGAUGGUCAAAGAAGCACUGCGAGAGACGGUGACGUUUUGGGCGACGGAAGCGGCGUGCGAAUCGAUGGUGCUUUAUUUCGACAUUGGUGGGAGACGCACAGACGAGGAGGAAUAUUUGUUAGAGAGGUACGUAGAGGAGUGUUUUUUAGAUGGUGGUGGUAAUAGGAGUAGUGGUAAUAGUCAUCGCGCGCGGCGGAACGUUCGCGUGAAGCGGUAUUCGUCGUCUUCGACGAGGACGAUGGAGACGGUUGGAGAGUACGUUUUGGGAGGUUCCAGCGGCAAAGAGAAUGGAGAAGAGGGAGAAGAAAAUCACGGUUUGUUCGCGAAUGGUUUUGAGAAUAACGGCGGAAGGGUCACGCGGUCGGCAUCAUCCUCUGCGGCGCGUCAGAGGAGGAGAACAUCGACGUCGACGAUGACGGAGAGAGAGAAGACGAAGAAGAAUAAACCGAUGGAUGUCAUCAUCCUGACGCCUUCGACGGGAUACGACAUCCUCUCGAGUUUCACGCGAUCGUUGAGAAAACGGCAAAUGAAGACCGACGAAGAGAAAGAGGCGUUUUUAUCCUCGCUAGUAUCCAUGUCUUCUUCGUCAUCGAAAAAGGACGCAUCAACAAGAAGGCCUCCGCCGGCGACUGUCGCGUUAAUCGAACGCGAAUUGAAAAUAAAUUUCCUCAAAAACCAACUCCCAACUCCGGAACUCCUCGUCUCCGUCAGCCAAAUCUUCUCGGUCGGUAAAUUCCCGGGUUAUUUACUCUCCAAGUGCGAGUUAGCGCACGUGGAGUCCUUGAAGAGGAUGAAGGAUACAUCGACGCAAAAGAAGAUUUUGCGAGACUACUUGCGGUCUUUUCAAAGGUUCGGUACUUAG